CGCGUAACUUGUAGUUCCUUGGUCCUUUCUCCUAACCUUGCUAAAUCCUGUUCUCGGAUUUAACUACAACCAGACAGGAUGUUAGUUGAUUUUUGGCAGGGUUAACUUAAUGGAAAGUUGUGAUUACAUCUUCAAGUUGCGAAUACAUUCACAUGAAGGUGCUACGCCGCGAAUACAUUCACAUGAAGGUGCUACGCCGCGAAUACAUUCACAUGAAGGUGCUACGCCGCGAAUACAUUCACAUGAAGGUGCUACGCCAGUUCGUAUACGACGGGUUGAAUGCCGUCCUCCAGCGGAAUAGAAUCUUCCGCUGCACAUCCGCAGGCGCUCUAGGACUAGCUGGGGGGAAGGAAUUCGUCAUCCUGCGAUUGAGGGCGAGAGGAUGCAAUCAGGCUGCUGUGAUCUCCAUGCGUCGCUGGAGCCCAGGAAAUUAAUCUAACGCUCUUUCUCUGUCCUCCACGCUUUCGUUCAUUUCUCUGCUUCCUGGUCAUUAGUAGCCGCGAGGUCAUUUUCAGAACUGCACCGCUGUGUCAUUAUCCCAAUGAAGCCCCUUUUUAAAAGUGGAUAAGUCGUAGUCUGGCAACUAUAUUUCUGAGGUAUAUCGUUACUCGUACACGACGUUUGUGUGUGUGUACAUUGUACUUUGUACUUCGAAGCUGUAAGCCCACGGGCGAAAUAGCUGUGGGGCCUAAUUUCAUCAGGACUUCCGCUGCUACGAAUCGUUCCUUCAUCUGCAUUGCGCUCUAUUCGGGACAGUCAUUCUAUGUACGUGUGUCGGAGCGUCAAAAUCGUAAGCUAUGAGGUUUGUACCACGCCUAACUAAGUUACCCUUCACCCCAGAUGUCCUGUCACAGAUCGCCAUACGAGCAUUUGGAAGUACUGGGGACUUGCUGAUCGGAUAGGAGAGCGGGUGGAAUGCAAACACAAGCUGAAACGCUCACUGAGCAGUGAGCACCAUGCGUUGUUGAUGCAGUGUCAUGUGUUUUUGGAACGCAGAGCCGCGUCAGAUUCAGCGCUAGAACGGCUGCAAGAGCGGUUGACAGCGAUGGGUUGCAGCUUAAUUCCACCGACGUUCCUUGUGCUCAAGCGCAUGUGUGACUCACAGAACUGCCACAUAUUAAGCCCAAUGUCAAUGGCCAUUUGUCAGCAUUUUAGUCAUGCACUUGUAACCACCCGUUAGCUAAGGAUCGGAGACUUGACUGAUCGCGGGUAUACCCGGUAAAGGUUUUCAACUUUAUCCGCAUGCAUUAUGAGAAGCAGCACUUCUCGCUUGCUCCGACUCUGAGUACAGGAACUGGGUAGAUGAGAAACAGACAACGAUGUUGUAGUUUCUGAUCGCUGGGAAAUACAGUGAGCGCUAGCUUACUGACGGAGACCGGAGAUGGUUCGAAUUGUUGGUUGGUUAAUUGUGCCGCCACAACCCAUAUUCGGAGUGUUUGCUGCGUUGCACUGUGACUGAACUCUGCACUACGAUAGCGUCGCCUGCUGGGGGGAAUCCCCCUUCCUCUUAUCGCGAGAGAGGUGCCGAAAAUGGAUCAUAAUCUGGUCACUAGUGCUAUCGCCAUGAUCACAGGCCUACUAAAAACAGAGCAAAUCAGCGCAGCAUCUGCCGCCGAUCAAGACGACCAGUCAUUCUUUCGAUCAGCAAUUCUUUCGAUUAGCCAAGCUCCAAGAACGCCGAAGUUGACGGGUGUGCUCGGAACAGUAGUCGGAGGUUUCUGCGCCGCGCCGAGGAAACGCUUACGGGUCGGGUGUCGGAAGUGGCAACAAUGCAUUCUUGACGGCGUUGCAUCCCGUCAAGGAUCAGCGCAGGAAUGCGGUGCUGCAGUAUCGCGUAUAUCGUAGGAAUGGGGCGAGAGAAACCCUGUCAGUACCGUUUAUAAAAUCAUAGCGGUUAUGUGUGUGGUCCAAGCGUCCUGGACCAUUGUGGACAAGUGGAUGGAAGCGAUCACGGCGCGCGCGGUGCGAUAUGGGACGACCGAGUCGCCAGCUGACGAGUCUCGUCUCACAGUUCAACGCUUGCUACGUGCCAGCCAGGAUGGGCAAUUCGCAGAGCUCCGACGCAUACGCCACGGUGCGCAGCACUGACGCCUACCCGUGGAGAUGUGGCACGACCACGCCACACGACUACGAAUUUGGAGAGAAUCAUGAGCCGGACUACCGCAGUGAGGACUACGACUACGACGAUGACGACGAACAUGAUGAUGAUGAUGCGUCCAUCGGUGCGUACACCCUUGUGGACCUUAUGUCACGUCCACAGAGCAGCACCGCAGAACUGGACCCACCAGGCAGCACGCUGAAGAGAUCAAAAACACUGCCGGUGCAGUUCAUCCGAGCGGUGGGGAAAUCCCGCGCCGCCCAGACCCCCUCGCCGUCGGUAAUGAGCGCCGCGGGUCAGGACAAGCUGUUCAUUGUCAACCUGCGUGGCUCGCCGCGUCAUCGUUCCCACGCCAACACAGCGGCAACCAGAACCUGUGAUCGGCCGCAACAUGGUGGAGAACAAUUCAGAUCACGUGAGAACAUCCAUGACCCGGACCAUGGCAUGAUCCGGACCACGCCCGACUCUGGAGUGUCCGAGGGGAAUCCCCCCGGUGGCUCUUACGUACACCGACCGAAGCCACGUUUGCAGCAGCAGCAGCUGCAUGCACGGAAUGACUCGGGGCACUCGGCCGCGCUGGCAAAGUCCAACCUAUCGGACAGUGGCUGCGAUUCCGGCGAGGAGAGCUCGGCGUCAGCCCAGGUCACUCCAACCGGUCCGCCGAAUAUCCAUGCGGUCACGGAGACAGCAAGGCCUGCAAAAUCUAGUGUGAUGAUGCCCGCGGUGGCGGUGGCGGUGACGGGACACUCGGAGCAGAAACCCCAGCUAGCACAGACCGAGGGUGUCGCCGCCGACGACACUGUCUACGCGCAGUGGUUCCGCUCGCAUCGCGUGAGCGUACGCAGCACCGCCAGACAGGAUCACGAUCGCAGUUGCCAUGACGCGGAUAACACACUCGCCAGCGGCGACCGUGCUGUCGUCGUCAGCGACUUCACAGCACAGCUGCCCGACGAGAUGAGUGUGCGACGCGAUGACGUCAUUGAAGUGAUGCGCAACCAGAAGUCGUGGCUGUGGGUGGAGGAUCGCCAUGGCAGCCAGGGUUUCGUACCCAGUGAAGCUUGCAGACAGCUGGAGCGGCCCGCGCCACCUCAAACGCAGCAACAGGAGAACUGCUUCUACACAGCGGACGCUGCUAAUUGUCUGGAAGGUGGUGUGGUUGGCGCUGUAGGGAAUAUAGCCACUGGCGGUGGCAAGCUGAGGGAGACGUCGGCAAGCACUCUUGCGUCCGGACAACACUCGUCGCAAGCAUCGCAGAUCAGCACGUGCAGCACGCUGCAUCGCAACGACAGCCUGAAAGCGGCGUUCGACUCCAGCGCAAACUCUCGCCAAGCGCUCCUGCCCGAGUACGACGAGUGGUGCAGUGCACGGCGCAGACGUCGUCGCCAUGGCAGCGACGGUGCCGCCUACCCUCGUGCUCGGUCCUACAGCAGUCCAGAUGUACUGUCGCCGGCGUCGCUGGAUCCUCGCCGACGACAUCGCCACGACGAUGGAGACACUAGCGGCGCGUCAGACACCACAGUCAGGAAUAGCGGUGGUGGUGGUGCGGCGCCCGUCAUGGGCGAGAUGUCCGUCAUGGUUACCAUGGCACCGCGAAUCAGCAGCGCCACGCCGACCGAUGCCGUCUCGGUGGACUUCUCUACGGACCAGGAACAGGUGGCGCGCCUGAACGCAAUCGAGCGCAACCGCCAGCUGUCGGAGCUUCGGCGCUUGCUCUCGCUGAGCGCUCGCCGUGACGACGGCAACGAGGAGAAGGAGCUGAUGCAGUGCCCACCGCCGAUAGUACUGCGUACCGCGCCACCGCGUACCUGCUCUGCUCCCACCAUUGGUGGUAGCUAUGGCAGCGGCGCUGGUGCUGGUGGUGGUGUAAGCGGUGGUGGGGACCAGCGACGGCGAACUCCAGCUUUUGCUACGGCUGCGAUGGCCACGGGCGUGGAUGCGGCUGGUGCGAGAAAGGCCGAUGGCACACCCGGGGCUACUGCUGCUGCUGUUGCUGGUGUAUUGACCCACGAGAGUAGCGGGCCUCACUACCUCUCCGUGACCAAUCUAAUGUUGCACACGCAGCUGGCCAGCACCAAGAGCAAGUCCAAACAGCAGCAGCAGCAGCAGGGUAACGUGGGCACUGGCCAGAGCAUCAUGGAGCUGGACAUGGGCCGGUCGGCGUCGCAGCGCCACCAGCAGCAGUACCGGCACCGCAACAUGCACAGCGCGCUCUGCAGCCGCCGCCUGCCAGUACAGGACACCACUGGCCAGCACCACCACCACCAACGCAUGAUGGACAUGGACAACAGCACACCGUCGCAGCUAGGACGCGGCACGAACAGCAUGGCCGCCGCCGCAGGCAGCAGCUCUCUGCAGUACGCUCUGCCGUCGUUCAACGGUGGCUAUGCGGCCAAGCCGUCCACGUUGUCACGCUAUCGCUCCGGCGGUGGCUCCAGGCCGCACUACAUGAACCUGACGGCGUGCAACGUAAAACACGGGCGCGUUGCCGCGGGUAACAACACAGGCAUUACCGGCACAGUCAGCAGCCCAGCACCGGGGAGUAUGUCGUCAACGCGCCCGGACAAGCAUAGGACGGGAGGAGGCGGUGGAGAGAAACAGCCACCAACGGGCAUCGCGGACUGCAGCUACGCAAUUUCGAAACUCACCUCGCACUCGCUUGGCGUGCCUACGACAGGACCACACCAUGGUCACUAUGAAAACAAAAAUGGCGGUGGCAGUGGUGGUGAUGGAUACGGGCGUCAUGGUUAUGGCAACAUUGGCGGCAGCGGUUAUGGUCGACCUGUGCGUCACAGCAGGUCAGCGGGAGUAAGGCGGCGUGCUGGCGGCGGCACUGCAAGCACAGGCGUAAUGAGAACGGUCAAGAGCCACAGCGAUUCCUCGGUGGCCACCGACCAACACGAUGCAGACAGCGAGCUCACGCCACCGCUAACAACGACAAACACGACCGGCGCCACAAAGCCCGUCGCGGACGGACGCUCGCCGCAAACCGUGACCGGGAAUGCACAGGCAAAUCAGAGCAUUCGCUUUGUCUGCCGACGCUCCUUCUCGGCCGGUAGUGAUUGGCAACUGCCAUGUCAAAAGGGGCAGUGGCUCUUCACGCGACACAAGUCGACCACUGGCAACGGUGGUGGUCAUGACGACAGCCAAUCAGCGGUGACCCUCGAUCAGCUGACCGCGGGCAAGAAGUGGAUCUGGGCGAGCGAUCCGUACACCGGCAGUGAAGGCCUGAUACCCACAAGUAUAGUGGCUCUGCCAUGAUACCAACCAAUAUUGUCGCUCUGCCAUGACACGCAUAUUGUGACUAACCUGAGAGUGUGAGGGGGAGCUCUACACUGCAGCGUGUAUGAUUGAAAAAUGGGAUAGUGAAAUGAAGGCUUGGUACCGACCGAUAUAGUCGCUCUGCCAUGAUACCGACUAGUAUACACGUAGUCGCUCUGCCAUGACACGCGUACUGUGACUAAACUGAGAGUGUGAACGGUGCUCUACGCUUCAGGGACGGUGUAUGUACACUGUGCAAUUGCAUAUUGAAGCAAAGUAUACGGACGCAGCCCCAUGCUAUGAUGUUACACGUCACCUCUGCACGAAGACCGGAAUAGCUACGUUUGCAGCACCCCGCCCAGCUCGGCCACAAACCCAAACGAACGCUGUGGGAUUUCGGACAUUCGGCAUUGGAUUUGAGUGAUCAUUAUACCCGCACAGCGCGAGCUUCUUCACAGCACAACACACUCCCUCCAGUCCACGCUCAUUUUAUGUUAAGAUUUGCAAACAGAUCGACAAUCAGUUGCGAUUCCGCAACUCUUGAGUUUCACGAAUUGAAUCGAUCGUCAGGCGAAAAUCGAAAACAAUACGUCAAGAUUCUGUAGAAGGCAAGCGUGCACAGCGAUGUUGUGAGUGUACCGCAGUUCAGCGCCACACAUCUCAGGAUAGGACACCUUCAGAACUGCCGAGCAGUGAAGCCGCUGUUAUGCCGGCAUACAUACAAGGCUAGAAAUCAACUCGUUCUUCAGAUUGAAAGCCGGAACUCUCUUGAUAAUAAAUCUUUCAUUUUUCUGAUAUCUAAAUAUCUGGUUUCCACCCCAUCCUUGAAUCCCACCAUUACCAUUCAUAUUUUUGAAGUUGUAUUUCUCAUUGCACCGGUCUAUUUAAAAAAAGAAGAAGAAGAAACGUUUCAAUUGGGAGGUCUGCUCCUUUGCACAGGUUCUUUGUUUUGGAAUCACUCGGUGGCAGAGGAAUACAAUCGUACCACUGACGAGAGAAGUUUGGAUUCCACUGCAAUCAA
This is a messenger RNA of Sycon ciliatum, 6377 nucleotides long. RefSeq lists its product as uncharacterized. Gene Ontology annotation, molecular function: protein binding. The transcript is spliced from 2 exons. The coding region runs from base 1970 to 5356 and encodes 1128 amino acids. Lineage: Eukaryota; Metazoa; Porifera; Calcarea; Leucosolenida; Sycettidae. The record is from RefSeq and is a predicted model, not a curated record.